UCACCGUUUUCAACAAUCAAUUAAAAAGAAAACCUAAUCUCUCCUUCCUGCCAAUCCUUUUUUUAACCUAGUUCAAAUCCUUCAACUGAAACCAUACCAGUUGCAAAGAAGCGCAGAAGAAAUCUCUUCUUCCCAAGCCACGCGAAAAGAUUUCAAGGCAAGCUUGGAUUAUCUCACCGUUGCUCGCAGUCCUGACAAAGCCUGCACAAGCAGGGUCGUUGUUAGCUUCCAUCCGCACAACAUUGGCUUUGCUCUACAAUUUGUAAAAGUUGUGUAUUGAAUCCUUUGGAGUGUUAAAACAUCUUAGGAAUUCUAGAACCAGAACGCCAAUCUGUCAUUUUUAGGGGCUGACUGCCGGAUCGAGUUUAAAAACCAUGGUUGUAAGAAAUGUUGGAUGAAAGCAAAUUUGAUGUUGAUUUGAAAUUAUGGGCACUUAGAAUCCCUUGUCAGCUUUGCAAAGCCGCCACUAGCAUUUUAAACGGAUAUUUGCUUGACAAGCCCAGAAUCAAACCUAUUACUGAAGAUCCAACUUGCCAAAAGAAUCGUUAUGUGAUAUUGUCCGAUAGAGUUCAAAGUCAUGAUUUAUCUGAGAUAUCACCUCAGAAGCUUGAUGAAUUGAAGAAAUUAUGUGAGAUUCAAGUAAUUCCUUAUUCGUUGACACUCGGAUAUUCCUAUUGGAGUGCAGAUCAUGUAUUGAAGCAGAUUCUGCCUCCUGGAGUGGAGGUGCCUUCAUCUUUUGAAACAAUAGGUCAAAUUGCCCAUCUAAAUAUACAUGAUGAACUGCUUCCCUACAAGGAUGUUAUUGCUAAGGUUAUUUAUGAUAAAAAUUAUCCCAGGAUAAAGACUGUUGUUAAUAAAGUUGGAACUAUCACAAAUGAGUUUCGGGUGCCGAAGUUUGAAAUUUUAGCAGGAGAAAGUGACAUGGUCACGGAAGUGAAGCAAUAUGGGGCAACGUUCAAGCUUGAUUACAGCUUGGUUUACUGGAAUUCAAGAUUGGAACAUGAACAUAUAAGGUUGGUUUCUCAAUUUCAACGAGGAGAGAUCAUCUGUGACAUGUUUGCUGGGAUCGGUCCUUUCGCUAUUCCAGCAGCACAGAAAGGAUGCAUUGUUUAUGCAAAUGAUUUGAACCCAGAUAGCAUUCGCUAUUUGAAGAUUAAUGCAGAAAUCAAUAAGGUUGAUGAUUGCAUUUGUGCAUUCAAUAUGGAUGCUAGGAAAUUUAUUUCUCAACUUAUGGAAGCACCAGUUUGUGAAAAUAAUGCAGAAUGCAAUGUUUCAAUGCUUAAAGCAUGUGAGGAUUGCAGCGUACAGGAAAAUGAGGAAUCAAGGGUAGAAAAUACAAGACUGGGAGUUGAAGCAGAGGAAGCACCUGUUACUGUUCCAGGUAAUGUGGAGGGUGCACAAGAUUCGAAUAGAAAUAUACACACUUCUGUAGCUGCAACUAAAAGACCUUCGGAUUGUUGCUUGGAAGAAAAUGGAAGCAUCAAUGGUGAUGGUGCAAUGGAUGCUUUUAGGAGAAAGGGAGGCAAAAAAAAGAGGAUGAGAGCCCUGGAGCUUCCCAAUACUAAGCCUUGGGAGCAUGUUGAUCAUAUAGUCAUGAACCUUCCUGCUUCUGCCCUACAUUUUCUUGAUGCAUUCAAGGGGCGUAUUCAGAGGAAGGAUUGGAAAGGAACUCUUCCCUUGAUUCACUGCUAUUGCUUCAUGCGAUCAAAUCAAACCCAAGAAUUGAUAGUUUCGGAGGCAGAGUCUGCCUUGAAUGCUCACAUACAAGAGCCAAUAUUUCACAGGGUUAGGGAUGUCGCUCCAAAUAAGGCCAUGUUUUGCUUAAGCUUUAGGCUACCAGAAGCAUGUUUCAAAGAUGAUGCCACUAACAUUUAACGUUGAUUCUGCCGAGGGGAAGAGUUUUAGACACCAUAAAAUCUUUCCAGUCCAUACACCACUCACGCCAUCAGUUUCCUAGCAGAUUUUGUUCCCUUGACAGCAGAAACAAACUUCGCUUUGAAAUGACCUCCAAGAAAUCUGACCUGAUAUAUAUAUUUUUCGUUUUCUAUUCAGUUUUGUCUGAUCCAUGGAGUUGGUGUAUUUUCAGUAUGAUUAAGACACCCCAUUUUUGGCAAUGUUAGUGUCAAUGUCCUAUUAUCGUUUUGGUGUUGUACUUAGACCAAAUUAGGUGGAAGCCAAUCCAUAGCAGUUGGUAAAUAUGGGUAAGACAAGGCCAACCAAACAUGUUAUGCUAUGCUCUAUGUCGAACAUGAUGGAUUGCCACUUUCUGCCUGUUAUAUUUGAUGAAAUAUUAUUCCCCUUUACAA
Messenger RNA from Populus trichocarpa (black cottonwood), 2306 nucleotides. RefSeq names its product tRNA (guanine(37)-N1)-methyltransferase 2. The transcript has 13 exons. Bases 388 to 1875 code for a protein of 495 amino acids. Lineage: Eukaryota; Viridiplantae; Streptophyta; Magnoliopsida; Malpighiales; Salicaceae. Gene Ontology annotation, cellular component: cytoplasm. The record is from RefSeq and is a predicted model, not a curated record. Gene Ontology annotation, biological process: tRNA N1-guanine methylation.